CUUCUAGUAAUGCAAACUUUUCUUCGGCUCAGUACCGCGCAGCUCCCAGCUGUAUUGAAACCAAAUGAUGUGGUCACGUUCUUCUGUUCCCGUUGGUAUCAUCAAUCCAUCGUGAAGAACGACAUACUUUAUUUGUAUGGUGGUAUCCAGACCUUCAAUGUACCCAACCUUACAGUAAAGUCGACAAAUAACACACUUGGUUACAAUCCUUUCCUUUUACAACUCAGCUUGAAGGACUCGUGGAACUGGCAAAACAAUAUUUCAUGGCUUUCCUACCCCAUUGAGAACAACCCCAGAACCGGUGCCCAUGUCCGACACGCGAUGACCAACGGAGCCAUGUAUCAUGGUCCGUACAAUUCCUCCAGUAUAUGGACUUAUAGCGGUACCGUGUUUAGAGGCAACACAUCUGUUCUCGAUGCAGAUGGACCCUAUGCCAACCAGUAUCCACUCUGGUCGUUCGAUAAUGAGACGCAGAACUGGGAUCAGUUCGACCUGGGACAACUCAAAACACCGAGCUACGGACUCUCCGCGGAAGCACCAGAUCAAGGCUUGGCCUUCUACCUGAAUGGCCAGACUGACAACGGCACAGACCCUGAUACAUGGGUGGGUGGUGAUACCACAACGCUGCUUAGCGGCAUGAUGGUCAUAGACUUGGUUCACCAGAGGGCCACGAAUAUCUCGACCACGAGUAUGAAAGACCCUCAACCUCGAAUAGGCGGCGCUAUGCAAUAUAUACCUGGUCUAGCCGACAGUGGCGUGAUAGUCGCGUUGGGCGGUAAGGUAUAUGAUGGCAUACAGACUACAACCUCUCAAACUAGAGGUCGCUUAUUGUCCUUCGACAACAUCGACUUGUUUGACAUUGCGUCCUACCUAACGGACUCCCGCAGUAAUGGAACUUGGUAUCAACAGGCCACAUCUGGCGAGGUCCCUCCUCCGCGCAUCGACUCUUGCACUGCCAUGGCAUCGGCUCCAGACAACUCUACUCACAACAUCUACAUGUACGGCGGUUGGGAUCCAACAGGCGAUCAAACGAAGUGGUAUGAUGACGUCUACGUAUUAUCAUUGCCAUCCUUCACUUGGGUGAAGAUGUUUCAAGCUGAUUCACCACGCUAUGGACAUACAUGUCACCUAGUUGGCCGCCAGCUUCUCACAAUAGGCGGACAUAACGUGCGCCGUAACAUUACCAAUAUGUGUGACUGGGAACAACAGUCCAUCGGAGUUUUAGACUUGCCCACCAUGACUUGGGGUAGUAUCUUUGACGCCUCUCAUCAACAAUAUGAAAUGAGCAAAGGAUUGGUGGACAAGAUAGGCGGCACACCCCAAGGUAGCAACGCUAUGGCGAUUCCUAUGAACGGAUGGUCUUCGCCUGCCUUGGAAGCGAUUAUUAGAACAAAUCGGACCUACUCCCAUCUCAACGGCACCAUAGAAGUCAUUCGACCCAACACCGGUACCUCCGUACUAAGCUUGAGCACGCGAACCGCAAUCAUUGCUGGCAUCACCGUCACUGUUGUCACGCUGAUCACCUGCAUCGCUUGGCUUCUUUACAUCCGUCACAAGCGCCGCAACGUGGCCAGGAGGGCUGAAAAUUCUAUGGAAAGAGAUGGGCGUUUCAACAUCUUCGAAGUUGAAGAAAAAGCAAAAUACGAGCUAUCGCCCGAUGAGAAGAAGGUCUACGAGAUGAUCAGUACAGAAUGCAGACAUGAGUCUCCAGAUACGGCUGUGACAGCCGAAGCCGACAGGGCGAAUGCAGUCACUUAUGCGGCAGAGUUGCCGGCGACUAACUUCAGCGAGGGCGGAAGAUGGGGAGUGCCCAUCAUUAAAGUACCAAGCCCAAGUGCUUCGAGGCGAGGGAGUGCUGUGGCUGGU
Messenger RNA from Cucurbitaria berberidis CBS 394.84, 1866 nucleotides. RefSeq lists its product as uncharacterized. Gene Ontology annotation, molecular function: protein binding. The annotation marks the transcript as partial. NCBI's taxonomy places the organism in Eukaryota, Fungi, Ascomycota, Dothideomycetes, Pleosporales, Cucurbitariaceae. The record is from RefSeq and is a predicted model, not a curated record. The transcript has 3 exons.